This is a messenger RNA of Penicilliopsis zonata CBS 506.65, 1392 nucleotides long. RefSeq lists its product as hypothetical. Gene Ontology annotation, cellular component: HAUS complex. Gene Ontology annotation, molecular function: metal ion binding. Lineage: Eukaryota; Fungi; Ascomycota; Eurotiomycetes; Eurotiales; Aspergillaceae. Gene Ontology annotation, biological process: protein histidyl modification to diphthamide; spindle assembly. The coding region runs from base 1 to 1392 and encodes 463 amino acids. The transcript is spliced from 6 exons. The record is from RefSeq and is a predicted model, not a curated record.
AUGCUCCCACCAUGCGACCCAACAAUACUCGAACAGAACCCUCGAUUCAAGCUCCUCUAUGAAACCCUCACGUCGACCCUGUUGAACCCCGAUGGCUCUACGCGCGCCAAUGAUGCUCUUCCAGCAAGAACAGCUGUUUUGGAAGAGUUGAACGAGUGUCGAAUGCGAGAUGCCAGGAAGCAAAUCAUCAAAAAGGCGAUCGGGCGGUUGGCAUUCGAUGGAGAGAACGAACUGCCAGACGAGUGUCAGCACCCUGUGACGGUUACUUCGCUUUACCUUGACUCCGAGACGCCACUGGACGAACUCGAGGAUACCCCCUUGGGAGAAGAUACGCUGGCGCUUUUACGACCCGAUAUCGAGACAUUCUACUCGAGCAUCCCUGCGUUGAUAUUACCGCUGUCGAAUAUUCUCUCCGCAACAAUCAAUGAUCUUCGUACAUUGGCUAAGACGGGGGCAACCCCCGAGCCCCCGCAGCAGCAGCCUCCGCAGAAGUCCUCUGGAGCAGCAGUCUCUGCUGCUGCUGCUGCUGCGCCCGCGGCACCUCGUUCUUCUCGGGGACGUCUCCGUCAGCCAGCCCCGAAAGCCAAACCACAGGUCAAACUGGCUACACAGCUAAGGGCGCGCAUCCGUACCCUGCGACAGCUGCAGCUGUGCGAGUUGCCGGCAUCCCGCCGGGAGAUGGCCGCUACGGCGGCAGCGGUGCUGGCCACACGGGCGGAGAUCAUCGAACAGACGGUGAUGGUGCUGGAGCGGGCGAAACAUGGCGCCCUGGCUCGGGCUACAAAGGCCAAGGCCGAACACCUAGCUACAGUCGCAGAGGGGAUAGAGGAAAAGCUCAAUGUCAUGAAGCUUGAAAUCUCCGCGGCAAUCUACACGCCCGAGAACGUCUCUGCCCUCACCCGCUAUCGCGAGCAUUUGAGCGAUACCCGAGACUCACUGGAAGAGAGGCAGCGCCGCGCGGUCCAAGAGCUAGAAGCUUACCAGGCCAAUUCGGCAGGUCCAAUGGUUCAGAUUGCAGAACGGUAUGGUGAUUUGGUCAGAGAGAUGGAUGCCAGCCCAAAAACCGCCACUCCAAAAAUCUUCCAUAUUCAGCACCCGAUUAAAGCAUUAAUUAACAGAAGUAGCCUGCGUGUCAACAUGGCCGACGAUAGCAUUUCCAUAUAUGACGAAAUCGAAAUCGAAGACAUGACCUACGAUCCCACGUUGGAACUCUACCAUUACCCAUGCCCAUGCGGCGACCGAUUCGAGAUCUCUCUCGGGGAUCUCCGCGACGGCGAAGAUAUCGGCGUGUGUCCCAGCUGCAGCCUGAUGAUCCGUGUGAUCUUUGACGAGGCCGAUCUUCCCUCGGAGAACUCGCAGCAAUCAGCCGGUGCAGUUACAGUUCAGGCUUGA